Messenger RNA from Linderina pennispora, 4723 nucleotides. RefSeq lists its product as uncharacterized. NCBI's taxonomy places the organism in Eukaryota, Fungi, Kickxellomycota, Kickxellomycetes, Kickxellales, Kickxellaceae. The transcript has 4 exons. Gene Ontology annotation, molecular function: protein binding. Bases 276 to 4634 code for a protein of 1452 amino acids. The record is from RefSeq and is a predicted model, not a curated record.
CCCACCUCGCCUUUCUUUUCUAAAACCCAUUUUCCCUCUACUUUUUUCUCUUCUCGCCUUGUUCAAGACUACCACUGGCGAAAAGCUCUGGUUUUGGUAUUAUCUCUCACCUCCCUUUUUGUUUUUCCCACACACUUGUUAUUCGCUGUUAUUCGCAUAGUCAUUUGGCCACCUCCUUUGCAAUUCACGUUUUUAUUAGUCAGGGUUCUGCGCAUAGAGCCCGCUCGUUAUUGGCACAGCUGCAUUCUAGUUGCGGACAGACACACAGCGGUUAAAUGAUUGCGCCCGAAGGAAUUCGCGACGGCCGGUACUUUGCCCAGGCGCUGUACACGUUUGCAGGCGAGGGCGUCGAGGACCUGCCGUUCAAGAAAGGCGAUGUUAUCGAGGUGCUCGAUUGUGCGGACGCGAACUGGUGGCGUGGACGGAUUCUAAACACCGACGAGGACGGCCUGUUCCCGGCAUGCCUGGUCAAGUUUGCGGAUGAGGCAACUACGCAAGAGGCGAUAAAGACGGCAGAGCGGCUGGCGCGACUGCGGGAUGUGCUGACUCCGGCACAUAUGCGGGACGCAGGCAGCAGCGGUGCGGGGUCACAUAAUGAGCCCAACGGCAACACGGACAGUGCAGGGUCACUGGAAUCUCUUCUCUUGAACCUCGCAGACAACGAGCAGCAAGUCCAGCAGCAAAGGAUCCAAUCGCAGAUGCCUCGCCAGCCAACACGCAUGAAGCUGCUGUACGAGGACCACACACAGCCUGGCCAGGCCCCACGCAGUGCUAGCCCCAUGACCCAGUACCAGAAUGCAGCGCCGUCGCCGCAGAAACAGCAGCAGCCGCAGUACCUGAAUGGCCCAGCACCACAGCAGUAUUACCAGCAACAUCAGUUCCCUAUGGCACAGACCGGGCUGUGGCAGGUAUCGCGCACCAACUCUCAAAUGUCGACGAUACAGAGCGGGACUGAGUUCAACGUAUCGUUUGAAAGCAUGCGUGAGGCAACUGUGCGCGCUGAGGAGGCGGCUGCUACCAAUCGGCCGUCGAGCAGCCUGCUGCAUGGGCCGCGGGCAAUGCCUAGAGCCGAGUCGCUGCGGGCACGGGCAGACUCAUCGCUCAGAUCCGACGACGGCGCGUAUCGCGCAGCAUACGGUGUUCCUGCGCCACAGGAUGGGUACAGCCAGCCGGUGCAGGCGUCGUAUGCAUCAAUGUAUUCGCAUGGCGGGAUGGCGAGCUCUAUUGACACGUCGUCGGUGUCUAUGGCAUCGCUGACGACAAACACAGUGGAUCCCAAUAGCCUGGACCUGCGUGGCGAGUCGCGGGUUGACAAGAUUCCGUCACCAGCAGAGGAUGCACCGCGUUCCAAGCGACACGAGGCCGAGUAUCUGUUUGAGGACUCUGAUGAGGAGCGCCCCCAAGCAAUGCUGUCGCCGGCCUCGGAAGGCUCAAACAGAUUCUCAUCGUAUGUAUCCACAUCGUCCAGCGAGUCGACUGAGUCGACGCGGUCCAAACGACUACCAAUGAUCCCCGCAUCAAAGAACAGCUCGGUUGUCAGUGAUGUAUCAGUGGGCGUCAAGGGGUCUGAAGAGAACGGAAUGCUGCACCGGAGCUGGUUCAGCAGCACUGACAGCAUCAAUCUGGUUGGGGGAGGAGGACUGCGGGCCACGGCUGAACACAACGACAGCGAGUCGCAUAAGCCGAAGGCAACAAAGAAUAAGGCUCGAAUCCGCCCGAAUGCUGGCAGCGUGCGUAUAGUCCAGACCCCUGUGGAGAAGCCUAAAGCAGCGCACGAGGCACUAUAUAAUGGCAACUAUGACACGCGCUAUGAUCUUGCCUCUGAUUUCCAGCGCCAGAUGAAUUUCUCUAUUGAUACUCCUACCCUCAGCGACACAAACGACCUGCACCGCAGCCAGAGCACUAUCCAGACCAUUGCGUACUCACAGGGUACCGUUACAUCAAUCCAGCCACCACAGCAACCGCAGCAGCAACCGCAGCAAUCAGGUCUGCCAGUUCCUCCACAGCCUGUCUCGCAGGUGCAGCAGCCACAAACGAUGCGCCCGCAGUCGCAGGUCUCGCAGUUCCCACAGCAGAUACCGGUGCUCCAAUCUCCGAUAGUGUACAUGUAUCAGCUGCCAGAUGGCACAAUGAUGGGGAUGGACCAGCAUGGCAACCAAAUACCGCUGGUGCCCACGGUGGAUCAUGAGGGACGGCCAUUCUCAUCGUUCCAGAUGCAGCCCCCUCUGAUGCAGUACCCAGCGCAGCAGCCGAUGACACAGUAUGUGGAUCCAGUUACAGGCAUGCCAAUCAGCAACUAUCAGACCGUGCCAUCGCAACCGGUCAGCGCAGCAGGGUUCUACAACCAGCAGCAGAUGCAGCGCCCGACGAGUAGCGUGACGCCUGUGUCUAUGGAACCUGCAUUCAUGCAACAGCAGCAACCUCCACAGUAUCAACAGCAGCAGCAGCAAUCACAGCAGCAAUCACAGCAGCAAGGUACGGCGACACCUGAGGCUAGCACGCAGCUUGCUGGUUUAGAUACAUAUGGCCGCCCACGCAGCCACACAGCUGGCCCGCAACUGACAACAGCGCCUGCAGCUGCCAGCCCGCAAGGCACAAUGAUGCCUGGCGCCGCACAGGGCAUAGUUCAGGAUAGACUACAGCAGCAAACACCUACUUUGCAACAGCGACCAAGUCGUGCAGCAUCAAUAGCUACAUCCACAAUGCCGGAGUUGGCUCAGAGCGCUCCUUCCAGCCAAGCAACUACCACACCAGCUGCGGAUCAAAUGCGCCCAGCAUCUUUUGGAAGCAGUCCCGCGCGUGGGUCAACGCUGAUGCCAUCGAGGUCGUCAGUGCAGAUGCGCACGCCGACGGCUACUCCCGGCCAGAGCGACACAGUGAAAUCCGAUAACACCCAGCGACCGCGCGGCCCGCCCACCCCUACCGGCAUGCAGGGCACAUUCUCAUCGGCACCGUCUGGUACGUUUGCACGACGCGACGGCGCAAUGUCGCCGUUCCCUGCCAACAUUGGGCCGUCACAGUCGCCAACAUACAUGAAUGACCCAAUGUACAGACCCCAUUCCCGCACGCACUCGUCAGCUAGUGCCGGUAUUCCUGAUGGGUUUGUGACACAGCUAGACGAACGCGUAACUGGGUCGCUGCCUGCCAACGUGACCCCGAUCAACUUUGUCAAGAUGGCCAAGCCCGUGUUCAAGUUUGGUGGCACCGUGUCGCAUCCGCAGAUGACUAACUGGUCCAAGGUGGACCGCCAGGUAGCAAUGAUUAAAACCGGCUCCAGCAAGGUCAGUGCCGAGGCACUGGCCACGCAGCAUGUGGGGCGACCGUUUAACACGCCGAUUGAGCGGGUGCGCGCCGUCUUCAUGUGGAUCGCGACUAACGUGCAGUAUGACACCAGUCCACCGCCUGAAAACUCGGACGAGUACGAGCAGCAAGAGCUGCCCAGCAUUGUGGUGCAGCGCAAGCGGUCGCGUGGUGCCGGGUAUGCGUACCUGUUCAAGGCCAUGAUGGACGCUCUGGGCAUUGAGUGCCAGACCAUCAGUGGAUACAUGCGACAGCCACUUGACAGUUACCGUGGAGCUGUACUGCCGGUUCCGAAUCAUGUAUGGAACUCGGUAUGUCUUGACGGCGAGUACAGGCUGGUGGACACAGCAUGUGCAGCGCGCUCGCAUAUCAUGAAUCUGACCACAAAAACUGACACGUGGUUUUUCUUGGCAACGCCCAAGGAGCUCAUCUACACACACUAUCCGUCCCAGCCUGAGCUGCAGUACCUGGACCCUGUGGUGCCGCUGCCGAUUUUCUGGAUGCUGCCGUAUGUGCGGCCGGCGUUUUUCCAGAGCAAAGUGAAGCUACUGAACCUGCCGCAUGUCCCGCGAAUCGAGCUGAAGGACGAGGAAGUUCGGCCACUGGUGCUAUGUCUGCGCGACUCGACGUUGUCUGUGUUUGCCGAGGUCGAGUUGCAUGACAGCAAUGGUAGCGGGCGCAUUGUCGCCCGACAACCACUGCUGGCACAGUGCGUUGACUACCGCGGCCAGCGCAUGGUCAAGAUCCUGGUGGGUGUACGCAGCCAAGACGUGCGCGGCCUAGUGAAGGUGUACUGUGGCACGCGUCUGGCAUUGCAGCCGAAGCGUGCGUCCGACGGGCCGAUGCCUGCGUCGCCAAGAACGGCACAGAAGCUGCUGGGAUUCCUGCAUAACAAGGAAAAGCGGUCGGCUACAGGCGCUGACUAUUCGCGCAUCAAGGAUGUCGAUGAAGAAGGCAGCAUCAAGACCAUUGCCACGUCAAAGACAUAUCCGCUUGCGUGUAUGUUCCCGGUGGUGCAUACGGGACGGCCAUGUGUAGCGCCGUUCGUGCAGCCAAAUGCAGCGACUCCCAACGAGUUUUACAUCAAGGAGCCGGCCGAGGGCGAGUUCCGGCUGGGCGAGUCUGUGUACUUCCAUUUGGUGCCUGUCGGCGACGACCGCCUGUUCCACCUGCAGCUGCGCAGCCCCAGCGGUCAGCAGCAAAAGUUUGUGUAUCAGCCAAAGGACCAGGGGUACAUCCUGCGGCACACGGUCAAGGAGCGCGGGGCAUGGAUAAUCAUGUACCAUACUGACACCGAUGGGUGGUUACCGAUCGCUUCGUAUAGCUGCCUGUGAUAUACCAGCCCCUUCACCCUCUUUCUUCUCCAUGCAUCAUUUACAAUAUAUUCACAGCAAGUUGCGAGUUCAACUACACUGGCUUGGCG